AUGUACUAUAAAAGCCUGUUUUCGUUUUUCCUAUUCUUAUUUGCAAUUCAUUCGUGUCAAGCAACCAUCACCAUUCUUGAAUCAAAUGACACUCUUGUGGAUCGUAUAGCAGCAUUUGGACCUAGAAUUGAUGGCGAGAUAGGUAUUACAGGCCAUCUAUUGCCACCGCUUGCUGCCAAUGAUUCCUAUGGCUGCAUAACUAUCCCAAAUCCAAACAUUAAAAACUGGAUCGCACUGGUAGAAAGAGGCCAAUGCUCAUUCCUACAAAAGGUCAAGAACAUGCAAGACAGUGGCGCUAUUGCUGUCAUUGUAGGUGAUAGACAUUUCAAUGGCUGGGUGACAAUGUAUGCUCCAGGUGAUACUUCUGAUGUACAUAUUCCAAGUGUUUUCGUAGCACAACAUCAAUAUAAGACACUGCUGCAAUUAUUCAAUAGUAAAGAUACAAGCGCACCAGUUGCUGUGCGAUUGUCAGGAGAUGAUUUAUUGACAUGGCCACUUUUAGAUAUGCUGCUAGUGGUUGUAUUAUCACCUGCUGUAAUGAUGUUAUUUAUUUAUCUUACAUGGCAGCUAAGACAAAGACAACGCAGAAAGAAUGACAUUGCUCCUACCAACUUUGUUGCUAAAUUACCCACCUAUGUCUUUCGUCGUGAAAAAAUUGUAGAUAUUGAACACACCGAGUGUGCCAUCUGUCUGGAAGAUUAUGUAGAUGGUGAUCAAUUAAGGACGCUGCCCUGCAAACAUGAAUUUCAUGCUAAAUGUGUGGAUGCGUGGUUGACGUCGCACAAGAAAUUUUGUCCUAUUUGUAAAUUUGAUAUUUGCCAAAAGACAGAGUCAUCAAAAUCAAACAAUUCAUCAAUACCCCCAAGUGAACGUACCCCGCUUUUGAACGCAUAA
Messenger RNA from Mucor velutinosus, 894 nucleotides. RefSeq lists its product as uncharacterized. The coding region runs from base 1 to 894 and encodes 297 amino acids. Lineage: Eukaryota; Fungi; Mucoromycota; Mucoromycetes; Mucorales; Mucoraceae. The transcript has 5 exons. The record is from RefSeq and is a predicted model, not a curated record.